This is a messenger RNA of Naegleria fowleri, 213 nucleotides long. RefSeq lists its product as uncharacterized. Bases 1 to 213 code for a protein of 70 amino acids. The transcript has a single exon. The record is from RefSeq and is a predicted model, not a curated record. Lineage: Eukaryota; Heterolobosea; Eutetramitea; Acrasida; Naegleriidae.
AUGUCAAAACGAAUUCAUGAAGCCAAUAAUUGGGAGAAGGCUGUUACCACUGCCUAUGUAUUUGAGCAAGGAAUGGCAGGUUUUAAUUGGAGUCAUUUAUCUUCGGACGAAAUUUACCAAAAACGUAUGGAAAGUGGUAGAAAGAUGUUGGAAGAGGAAGACGAUCAAGAGAAGAAGAGUAACAGCAAACGUAAGGCAAAGUCACAAAAGUAA